Cuculus canorus (common cuckoo) is the source of this 2599-nucleotide messenger RNA. RefSeq names its product eukaryotic translation initiation factor 4E binding protein 2 (gene EIF4EBP2). The record is from RefSeq and is a predicted model, not a curated record. The coding region runs from base 53 to 400 and encodes 115 amino acids. Gene Ontology annotation, biological process: negative regulation of translational initiation. Gene Ontology annotation, molecular function: eukaryotic initiation factor 4E binding. Gene Ontology annotation, cellular component: cytoplasm. NCBI's taxonomy places the organism in Eukaryota, Metazoa, Chordata, Aves, Cuculiformes, Cuculidae. The transcript is spliced from 3 exons.
GGUGCGGGGGGCGGUGUCGGCGCCGCCUCCGUGGGGACAAUAGCGCGGGGCCAUGUCGUGCCGCGGCGGCCGCCAGCCCAGCGAGAGCCGCGCCAUCCCCACCCGCACGGUCGCGCUGAGCGACGCGGCGCAGCUGCCGCCGGAUUUCUGCACCACCCCCGGCGGGACCCUCUUCUCCACCACGCCGGGAGGCACCCGGAUCAUCUAUGACCGCAAGUUCCUGCUGGACCGCCGUAACUCCCCCAUGGCCCAGACCCCACCUUGUCACCUCCCCAAUAUUCCUGGUGUCACCAGCCCUGGCUCAGCCAGCGAGGAGCCCAAAGCUGAUGCCAACAGCCUGAAUCACCAGGAAGGGAAGCCAUCCAUGGGGGACGAUGCUCAGUUCGAGAUGGAUAUCUGAGCAAGAACCACGGAGAGGCAGCAACUCCCCAGACCUGUGCACACCCAUUCGGCUUAACAGGAUCCAUCCUGGCAAGACAGAGGCAGCAGCAGUCCCUGUUGGCAUCCCCUUCCCUGCCUGCCUCCUCCCCUCUUUCUGGGGAGCACGGCUCUGGCUUCUUCCCUUUUGUGGGUGACUGGUCCCAGCAUGUGCCGGAUGGAGCAUCCCUUCCUGAUUCAGCCCUUAUUCCUCCUCCUCUGCCCGCCGGCAGCCUGAUCACCGCCCUUGUUUUUAAAACAUCCCUUUGCCUCUUGCUCCCCCUGAAAAAAAAACUCCUUCUUUUACCAAAAACCUGCUGUUGCUGGCAGCUUGGUGAUCUGGAGCUGUGUCACUCCCUUUCCCCCUUCUCCCAGAAAAUUUGAGCAGCCUCUUGGGAGGAAGAGGAAAGUGCUCCUGAAACCGUUCACUCACUUGCAUGCUUUGGUGCCCCAGGACCUGCUGGCAUUCAGGGGAGGACAAUACUGGCAGCCCAUUCCCUUCGGUGCUCUGGGUGCCCGCAUCCUUCUCCUGCUUGGAUUUCUUCUUGGUCCUUUGACUGGGGGCUGCAUCCCCGACCUGCCAGGACUCAGAGCGACGUAGCCAUAUAUUACAAAAAUUCCCAUGCUUUUAUAUUUUUUUGGUACUAAAAAGGGGCACUUUACUGGCAGCGCUUCUUUUUUUGGGCUGGGGAUAAGCGUCCCUGGGAAAGUGCUUCCUAGUGCUAUUGUUCUUUUUAAUCUUCCCCCUUUAAAAUGUGAAUAAUACCAGAGCAAAAUCCCUGGGCACCCGUUGGAUGUCUCAGGUAUACCUGGGUGCCCAGGGGGAAUGCGGGGGCUCACUGGUGAGGCGCUGCAGGGACGUGCUGCUGCUGCUGGGGCUCUCCGGGUGCUGGCAUCGGUGCUGUCUUCCACUUGCUUUUUGUGCCAGGGCUUCCCCUGGCUGCCUCAUGCUGCCGUGGAUAAAGUGUCUCCACGUUGAACUCCCUGCUGCUGGCAGCUUCACCAGCCUGGCACAUCGUGGCUGUCCUGCCUGUGCCUAGCAUCUAAAAACCCCUGGAAAUGGGAUUGAUUUUUUUUUUUUCCCUUCCUCUCUCGAUGUGACUCUCACCUUGAAGAGCAGCGUUUGGUGAGGGCGUGUGUGGCAGGGGAUGCCGCGGCCGUGCCGUGUUCUGCCCCCUGAGCCCAUUAGCCUGCCUAUUUUUUUUGUUUUGUUUUGUUUUUACUGCCUAUUGGGAGCUGUGAACAGCUUUGUAACCUUCUCAAGUGCCAUUUUAUCAGCCCCCACCUGAGUGCCUGCUCCAUCCCUCCCUCGCCAGGGUCUCCCCCCAGCCCCGGGGACCCUUUGCCUGCAGAGGGGGUGGCAUACGUGCUGCAGGCUUUGUGCACUUUCCGUCUGGUAAUUUAUUUCUCUAGGUGUGCUUGGUGCGUGGCGGCUGGGUGUGAGCUCCCAUCUUCCAGCUGCUUUUCUUGUGGGGCUGCCACUCAUUCUGGGGUGAAAAAGCAAAAACAAAAGAAACCCCAAGGGAGUGGGAUGUCUUUCCCAUCCUUUCCCUUGCACGGGUAGCGCUCAGUGGGAUGCAAUAUGAACUUGUAGCCGGUCUUUGUAGGCGCACGAGUGAGUGAGUGCAAGUAGAAAUAUGUAUAUGCGUGUGGGUGGGUGGUGAUAAAGACACACACAAAUAUAUAUAUUAUAUAUAAAUAAAUAUAUUUUCCUUAAAGCAAAGAUCCUAGGGGGUCUGUUAGGUCCUUGGAAUGAGGGAGCAGCAGGGGCAGGGGCUGAGGACAUGCUUUGCAGGGCAGAGAUGGCCAAUGUGGAUGCAGGGACCCAGCGCCCUCGGCACAGCGACUCCUUUUGGGAAACCUGCUCUCCAAGCCGAAAAAGAAAAUAGAAAAUGUCUGAGGAUAACUUAACUUACGGACAGAAGCCAGUGGGAAACCACUUUUUUUUUUUCUAAAUGCCCCCUUUCCUGACCUCCUUUCAUCCCCGUUCCCUGUCCCAGCGAAUUUCUCCUGGUUCUGUUUUAGAAUCAGUCUCAGGGCUGAAGAGCAAGGAGGGAGUGCUUGCUGGGGCAGCUCCUCUGCUAGUCAAGGUAUAGAUUUGGGAUUUUUUACUGUUUCCAAGCAGGUGUUUGGAGGAGAAAAGCUCCUUGCCAGUGGUUGCUGUUACAGUGAGAUCAAUAAA